UACUGCUUAUAGUUCUCUACUGUCUCCCGUGCUGGUGGUGAAUUCCUUUACGAGUUAUUUCUUCGUUUCAUUUCUUGUCCAGCUUUUCUUUCACCAUUUUUUAAGUCAUUUAAGUGUUUAUGCUGAGUUUCUCUCGCCAUAUUCGAGUGCUGGCCAUUCGAGACCUCACGCCCCUUGUGAGCGAUGAAUGACUUUCCAUUUAGAAAUUUCUCGCCGAUCGAAUCCUUACACUUGGUCAAUUGGUAAUGAAUUUAUUCUAAUUUCCUGUUGGAAAGUUUUGCAGCAUUAGACCCCUUCACUACUUCUGAUGUUCUUCCUUCGUCUCUCGUGAGGUGAACUCUCUUCUUCAAAACAAGCUUCAGAACGUAGGCCUAUAACAUGAUUGGUGGUAAACAUUUCUCUUGACUUUCAGUGCAGGAUGGUCUGAAGAACUAAUGCACUUGACGCUCAAUCAUAAACUAGUCAUGGUUUACUGGUCCUCCAUCGCGUUCAGGGCGCGAAGCCGCCUUUCUCGACAUGGGUUCACUGCAAGCUACCCACUACGGCGAUGCAAGCUGUCCUCUCAGAAGGCCAUUUCGUCACGGAAGUUAUCGUCUUGUUGUUCUUCAAAGACUUUGGCUUGCGCUACUCCACUUGGCUCAUGUGUUGGGAUAAACGCCCGCACCAAAGCAAACUACAGCAUCGGAACGCCGAACAAUGGCCGAGCAGUAACUCGCCGUGAACCUUACUCCUGCCAACUGAUGCUCCCUCUCGAAUAUUGUAACUUUAGAAUUCAAUCUUCACGGUUUAGUUCAUUAAGAAACUUCGGUUCUACAAAAAUUUGUUCCUCAGAGAGUGGAUUUGAGAGCAGUUUACCUAAAUUACCCAUAUAUUCUUGCUCUCGCCCAUGUGUGGCCUCAACUACCUCAUCAAUUAUGCUUAAAAAUUCUAGACAUCACUCGUGUAUAAAUUCUAUUCUAUACUCCCCAUUAACUUACAUUCCGUUAACAUUUCAGCAAACACGUUUUUCUAUUAAAUCCAACGACUAUUUCCCUCAUGACCACGCCACCAAAGAUGCUCCUACGCAACACCAAGGCGCUAAUGUUACCAAAGAUUCUAUUAUUGAAGGGAUCGCUCCUUGUGAGCCCAACCGAAAAGAAAACACUGGAUGCACUCCCGCCCCAAUCCGCGUUCCUGAGAGUGCAGAAGUCACACGCCGCGGUGACAAUAACGAAACUUGUGCCUCUGAAGUUCCUGUUGAUCACAACACGGGGACACCUCGCCCCUCGGCUGGGUCGUCAGAACUCGUGCCGACGGUCAGUCCGUUGUCUCAGGAGCCGCGGCCUAAGGGCGUGCUGGGCUACGUGAUCUCCCGCUACAGUUGGUACGUCGAGCGCCUGCAGAAGUCCCUAGAGAACGAGAUGCCGCGCACCUUCAGAAUGUUCAGAAUAUUCAGCGUUGGGCUCAAGUCCUUCAUCAAAGACUUCACGGGCUACGUGCGUGUGCUGGUGACACUAUCAUUCCCCAGCGGGCGUCUGGAGGGACUGUCCCGUCAGCAGCUGGAGCUCUACCACUUCAUGCCCCACGACAUGGUCAAGGUGUUCCCUGUGCUCCUCAUCUCCGCCGUGCCGUUUGGUCAGAACCUCGCGCUCCCUCUCGGAUACUUCUUCCCUCGGCAGCUGCUGUGCCGGCACUUCUGGGACCUGCAGCAGAGUCAUGAUUUCGCCAUGCGCGACCUGCGCCGCCGCGUGCAGCACGCGCGGCCCGUCUUCAGGUGCCUACAGGCGAGUGUUGAGGGCGUGGAGCCCCUAGGGCAGCGUGUUCGCAUGCAGUCCGUGUGCCAUCUGCUGGGGUCUGGACGUCACCCCCGACAGGAGCAAGUCCUUCAGCUGCAGCAGCUGUUCUCUGACGCCCCGUACAGCCUACGCAAAAUGAAGCACCACCACUCGCGGUCGCUGCUGAAACUACACGGUCUGAGCGCGGCGCUGAAUCGUAAGCGCUUACGUGACCACGCACGCUGGCUCCUUUGCCACGACCGCGCCCUCGCCCAUGAGGCGGGUGCCCUAGUGCCAGUGUCUGCGCCCCCUGCCCUUGGGGACUGCCCCGUGCCACCCUUUCUUGAGGGUAGCCCUGCGUCAACUCUCGCUGACGACAGCUCCGCAGGACACACAGUCUGGGGACCAAGCAGGGAAGCGACAAGGAACUUGGCGUCGCUGCACGUCAGUGACCUCAAGACGAGUUUGCUGAUACGCGGUAUCAGCCCCAUCGGUCUGGACAGCAGCGCGAUGGCUGAGUUGCUGUCGCGGUGGCUUUCGGUCUCGCUGCUGCUAACGGAGGCUGACAGCAGCCUGGUGCUGCACCUGCCUGUGCUGCUCUUCUAUAACCACCCUACAAACAUGGCCCUCGUGGCGCCUUGACCACACCUUGUACAACCACCUCACCAAUGCCAAUCUGGCCCUCGUGGCGCCUUAACCACACCUCAGAUACUCCCUGCCCAACACUUGUUCUUCUUCUGUUGAAGAAACUCUGGGAAAGAUUCCUCUGCAGUAAAAUUUCGUUCGAAUGUUGAAAGAUGCAUAGAGAAAUUUUUAUCUCAAAUUAUGUCUUUCUGUUGAAGAAAAAAAACAUUGGUAAAGACUUUUCGUGCGGAAGAGAGCUUUGACGUGAUUUUUUAUUCAAAGUUUUGUAGUUUUAUCACUAAGGUGGUGAUCGUGAUGAAACGUAUGUUCAGGAUAGGAAACCGUCACUUUCAACAGCCUGCAUCUGAGUCCGCUUGCUCCAAUGUCCUCGUCUUGCUAGUCAACUUGUCACUACCUUUAAAGGAAGAUCUUUUUUGUUCUAGGAUUUCUGAUGGAAUAAACGGAUAUCGA
This is a messenger RNA of Hyalella azteca, 2849 nucleotides long. RefSeq lists its product as uncharacterized. The record is from RefSeq and is a predicted model, not a curated record. Gene Ontology annotation, biological process: intracellular monoatomic cation homeostasis. NCBI's taxonomy places the organism in Eukaryota, Metazoa, Arthropoda, Malacostraca, Amphipoda, Hyalellidae. The coding region runs from base 435 to 2396 and encodes 653 amino acids. The transcript is spliced from 7 exons. Gene Ontology annotation, molecular function: ribosome binding. Gene Ontology annotation, cellular component: mitochondrial inner membrane.